This is a messenger RNA of Penicillium brevicompactum, 2529 nucleotides long. Its product is annotated as coatomer subunit beta'. Gene Ontology annotation, cellular component: COPI vesicle coat. The record is from RefSeq and is a predicted model, not a curated record. Bases 1 to 2529 code for a protein of 842 amino acids. NCBI's taxonomy places the organism in Eukaryota, Fungi, Ascomycota, Eurotiomycetes, Eurotiales, Aspergillaceae. The transcript has 8 exons. Gene Ontology annotation, molecular function: structural molecule activity; protein binding. Gene Ontology annotation, biological process: intracellular protein transport; retrograde vesicle-mediated transport, Golgi to endoplasmic reticulum; intra-Golgi vesicle-mediated transport.
AUGCGGCUCGACGUCAAGAGGCAGCUAUUUGCCCGCUCCGAGCGGGUAAAGGGGAUUGAUUUCCACCCUACAGAGCCUUGGAUUUUGACAACCUUGUACAGUGGUCAUGUCUACAUCUGGUCUUAUGAAUCACAGUCUAUCAUCAAAACAUUCGAACUCACCGAUGUCCCCGUCCGCGCCGGUCGAUUCAUUGCGCGGAAGAACUGGAUUGUUUGCGGCUCAGAUGACUUCCAGCUCCGUGUCUACAACUAUAACACCUCUGAAAAAAUCACCUCCUUCGAAGCACACCCCGAUUACAUUCGUUCUAUCGCCGUCCACCCUACCCAGCCGUUUGUGCUCACAGCCUCCGAUGACAUGACAAUUAAGCUUUGGGAUUGGGAGAAGGGCUGGAAGUGUGUGCAGAUCUUCGAAGGCCACAGCCACUAUGUAAUGGGAAUGUCCAUCAACCCCAAGGACACCAACACUUUCGCAUCUGGAACCUCGGCUCCCCCCCACGCCAACUUCACCCUCGAGGCCCACGAAACGAAGGGUGUCAACCAUGUCGACUACUACCCCCAGGCUGACAAGCCCUACCUCCUCACAACCUCCGACGAUAAGACCGUGAAGGUCUGGGACUACACCACAAAGGCACUCAUUGCAACCCUCGAGGGCCACACAAGCAAUGUUUCUUUCGCAUGCUAUCACCCCGAAUUGCCCGUCAUCAUCUCAGGUUCCGAGGAUGGUACUAUCAAGAUCUGGCAUGCCAACACCUACCGCCUGGAGCAAUCAUUAAGCUAUGGUCUGGAACGGGCAUGGUGUGUUUCCUACCAGCGGGGCAGACAGGGCAUCGCCAUGGGUUUCGAUGACGGUGCGGUUGUGGUGAAGAUGGGUCGGGAGGAGCCUGCCGUCUCGAUGGAUGGCUCUGGUAAGCUCAUCUGGGCUAGGCACAGUGAGGUGGUUUCAUCAGUGAUCAAGGGUGGUGAUGCCACAAUCAAGGACGGCGAACCCCUGUCGCUCCCAACGAAAGAUCUGGGACAAUGCGAGGUUUACCCACAGACACUCACCCACUCUCCCAAUGGACGCUUUGUUUCAGUCUGUGGCGACGGCGAAUACAUCAUCUACACCGCAUUGGCGUGGAGAAAUAAGGCUUUCGGACAAGCUCUCGACUUUGCCUGGGGAUCAAAGGACAACAGCAAUGACUACGCUAUUCGCGAGUCAUCGACAAGUGUCAAGAUUUUCAAGAACUUCAAGGAGCAAAGCGCCGGUCUCGACGUCGGCUUCCAGGCCGAGGGUCUGUCCGAUGGUGUUCUUCUCGGUGUGAAGGGCCAGGGCGGUAUUGGUUUCUUCGAUUGGGAGACUGGUAGCCUUGUCCGCAGAAUCGAAGCUGACCCUAAAUCUGUUUACUGGUCCGAAUCUGGUGAACUUGUCACGCUCGCCUGUGAUGAAGAUUUCUACGUUCUUCGCUACUCACGGGAGGAUUACAUCAAUGGCCUGAACGCCGGUGAGGUCGACGAGGAUGGAGUGGAGGCAGCCGUUGAGUUGGUUGCCACCAUCAACGAGACAGUCCGCACUGGUCAAUGGGUUGGAGACUGCUUCAUCUACACCAACUCAACCAACCGCCUGAACUACCUUGUCGGUGAUCAAACCUACACAAUCUCCCACUUCGAUCAGCCAAUGUACGUGCUUGGCUACCUGCCCCGUGAUGGCCGUAUCUACCUUGCCGACAAGGAUGUCAACGCGGUCUCCUUCGGCUUGUCUCUCAGCAUGCUCGAAUACCAGACCGUGGUGCUCCGUGGCGAUAUGGACAUGGCAUCCGAGCUUCUCAGAGACGUGCCCCAGGAUCAGAUGAACAAGGUCGCCCGCUUCCUCGAGGGGCAAGGGUAUAAGGAGAUGGCUCUGGAAGUCGCCACGGACCCUGAGCACCGCUUCGAGUUGGCCCUCGCACUGAACGAUCUUGAAACCGCACUCCUGAUUGCUCGCGAGGCGAACGUCGAGCACAAGUGGAAGAUCGUUGGUGACGCUGCUUUGGCCGGCUGGAACCUUGCUCUGGCCCAGGAGUGCUUCACCAACGCCAAGGAUGUUGGCUCUCUGCUCCUUCUGCACACCGCCAGCAGCAACCGCGAAGGCCUCAAGUCUCUCGCUGCCCAGGCAUCCGAGUCAGGUCUCCACAACGUUGCAUUCUCCACCCUCUGGUCACUGGGAGAUAUCGAUGGUUGCAUCGCCCUCCUCGUUCAGACCAACCGCAUCGCCGAGGCAGCCCUCUUCGCCCAGACCUACAAACCCUCUAGCGCUCCUAAGCUUGUUGUUCAAUGGAAGGAAUCCCUUGAGCAAACAGGCAAGACCAAGGUGGCCCGCCUUAUUGAAUGGGAGCAGUACAUCCAACUAGAGAAGGAUGGCGUUGUUCCUGAGCCUCCCUCGUCCGAGUCUCUGAUCGAUAUCAACGGAGACGACGAGCCUGCCAGCGCCACUAACGGUGCACCCGAAGAGGAGGAGGCCGAGGAGGCCCACGAAGCCGCAGUUGACGAGGCCGACGCUGCCGAGGCCGAGUAA